Messenger RNA from Echinostoma caproni, 339 nucleotides. Lineage: Eukaryota; Metazoa; Platyhelminthes; Trematoda; Plagiorchiida; Echinostomatidae. The record is from the annotation of a GenBank genome assembly.
AUGGCUGUGCCGUGGCUCCCACUGAUCCCUCAUGAGAUGAAUGACGUAGAGUUAGUAUGGGAACGCAUUCGGGAUGGUAUCCUACACCUUACUGACACGUUCUCCCCAGCAAAUCGCAGCAUACCGCAAACAUUGAGGCCACCAUGGUUUGAUCCUGAACUGCCACGAUUACUCCGGCGCCGAAAUCGCACUUGGCAAGCUUUUCGGGCCACCGGUGCAGGCUACGACCUCUAUUGGAGAAUUCAGAACGAGUUCACGGAGUUGAAACGAUCCAAGCGGUGGAACUUCGAGGAGCAGCUGGCUCAAGAAAGGCUUCUAAACGUUUCUUUGGUUGUCUAA